AGUCUCUACACUACACCGCCUCCAUUUUGAAUAGCCAUGUAAUAGGGGAUUCGCACAGUUGGUGUGUGUAUGUGAGUGUGUGUGUCUCGCCCACUGUGCUGCGUAGUGUCAACAAGCCACAACCAACCAAACAUCCGUCGACAUGGACGACCUGUUCAGUCCGCGCAGGAGCCUGAACAGCACACAAGGUGAAAUAAGAGUGGGACCAAGUCACCAGGCCAAGCUCCCAGAGCUGCAGCCACGACCAGCACCUAGUGCACAGACCCAGACGGACAAUGAGGAGCUCAUGUGGACACCUGGAGUCAAUGACUGUGACCUUCUCAUGUACCUCAGAGCAGCCAGGAGCAUGGCAGCGUUUGCAGGGAUGUGUGAUGGUGGAUCCACAGAGGAUGGAUGUUUGGCAGCUUCCCGUGACGAUACCACGCUGAACGCUCUCAACAUGCUCCAUGCAAGCCAUUAUGAUGCAGCCAAAGCUCUACAGCGUCUGGUCAAGAGGCCACUACCCAAACUGAUUGAAAAAUGCUGGUCAGAAGAUGAUGUGAAACGCUUCAUCAAAGGUCUGAGACAGUAUGGAAAGAAUUUCUUUCGCAUCCGAAAAGACUUUCUCCCCAGCAAGAAGACUGGAGAGUUGAUCACAUUUUAUUACCACUGGAAGAAAACCCCAGAGGCCGCCGGGACCAGAGCUUAUCGACAGCAACGCCGGCAGCCGUCCUCUCGCAAAGCAAAAACUCGAUCUGCAGCGGCUACUGUCAACCCUCCAUCUCGAAACUAUUCAGUUGAGGCCAGUUCUGCCAGCGAGGAUGAUGUUGACAGUGAAGACAGCGAACAGGAAGCAAAGAGCUGCAGCCACUGUGGAACAACAACUUCUAAGGAUUGGCACCAGGUCGGGAGAGACAACUCUCUGCUCUGCACAACUUGCCGCACAUACGAAAACAAACACGGAUGUCUGCCGCCUGCUUCUAAAUCUGGGAACGCUUCCUUUAUGUUCAAACCUGUGAAAGUGGAAGAAGAGGUGAACAACAAGCAUGGCAUGAGGACUCGGCAGAGCAGAGCACCUCAGCUGACAUCGUUAAGAAGUGGCCUCAGGAGGUUCACUGGCUCUCCAAGCACGGAGGAUUCACAGUCCGGUAACCAGAACUUCCCGACUGGAGGAAUCUCUAGUUCCUUAAGAUCCUCCGCGGAUCAUAAAAAUGACUCCACAAAAAAAAUAAACAAGAAGAUAAAAGAGGAGGCAACGGCGCCAAAGACAGCAAAACGUGUGCGGGAAAGUCCUGCUCUGGAGUCUGAUGAACCUGAAAAGAUGACACCUAAAAGGCCAAAGACACAGGAGCCACGAGGCGGGUCCCGGUCAGAGGGAGAGGCAGAGGAGGAAAGCUCUUCAGAAAGCCGCAGCACUCAGGACGACGGCAGUGACACCAAAGACAUCGACCAGGACAACCGCAGCUCCUCUCCCAGCAUCCCCAGCCCUCAACAGGGCAACGAGAGCGACUCAGACUCUUCUGCCCAGCCCAGCGGGGCCCCAGCUGAGGCCGGUGCUGCGACUCUGACGGACGCCCCGGUCCUCCAAGCCGUCCCCUCUCAGGACCCUCAAAUUCCUCCUCAACCGUCACAAAGCCUAGCCUCCGCUGACCCGGCUCAGAGCCCCCCUUCAUCCUCCCCAGACCCUCCACAGGGUGGAGCCACAGCCGGCUCAGGUUGCCGAGCAACGCCGGUCUCUUGUCCAAGGCCGCAGCCAGCAGCGCUGGGUCUGGACACGCCUCUCGCUCCUGCGUCGCACUUCUCACCUGCUCUCGGCUCCACGCAGCCCCCGCAGCCGAACGGUUCCCCCCCUCAAACCCUGCCGCGCUCUGUGCCCUUCUGUAGGGAUGCUCAGCUGCCGCACCCACCUCAAGUCAAGCCCCCUCCAACAACCCCAAUCCCACCGUCACACAAACAGGUGCCUCACCCAUCUGCAGCAACUUUCCCCCAGAUGCCCUCUAAUCUCCCACCACCUCCUGCUCUGAAGCCUCUGAACUCUCUCCCCAACCAGCAUCCUCCAGGCGCCCCUCCCCCUCCGCUGCAGCUCAUGCCUCAUCCUUUGCCUCCACACUCAGCUCCAUCCCAACUUCCAGCGUCGUCUCAGGUGCAGAGCCACCCUGGGAAAAGUGGGACCUCUUCCCUCCCAGCGGCUCCGGCUCCGCUCCCUCUCACAUCCUCCACUGCUGGCCCCGUUCCGACCCUGCAGCCAUCCUUCCCAACGCUCCCACCCAGACCCUCUCCAAACUCUGCUGCCGGAGGAUCACAAGUUCAGAUUAAAGAAGAGCCGCUGGAUGAGGUAGAGGAGCCAGAGAGCCCGCCGUCUCCUCCCCGGAGUCCCUCACCAGAGCCCACUGUUGUCAACAUGGCGAGCCACGCCAGUCAGUCUGCAAGGUUUAUAAAACACUUGGAUCGAGGCUACAACUCCUGUGCAAGGACGGACCUUUUCUUUACUCCGCUGUCUUCCUCCAAGCUGGCCAAGAAGCGGGAGGAGGCCGUAGAAAGGAUGAGGAGGGAGGCUGAGCUCGGCACGCGGCAGGAACGUGAGAGAGAGAAAGACAGAAACUCUAGGGCAUCCAGCUCUUCCCAUGACAGUCGCCUGAGUGAAGUGCAGAUGACGGCUCAGAUCCAUGGCCGGCCCUCCUUUGACCAGCCCCCCACCACUGUAGCGGCUGUGCCCCCGUACAUCGGCCCCGACACGCCUGCCAUGCGCAGCCUGAACGACUAUGCUCGGCCCCACGUCAUGUCGCCCUCCAACCGCAACCAUCCGUUCUACGUCUCGCUGAGCCCAGGCGAACCCCUGCUGGCCUAUCACAUGCCCGGCCUGUACAGCACGGACCCCGGCCUCAGAGAGCGGGAGCUCAGGAACUUCAGGGAGCGGGAGCUGCGCGAACGAAUGAAGCCCGGCUUCGAGGUCAAACCCCCAGACUUGGAAACCCUUCACCCGUCAGCCAACCACCUGGAGCACUUUGCUAGACACGGGGCGCUGGCUCUGCCCCACAUACCCGGACCAUCCCACCCUUUUGCUCCCUUCCAUCCGGGGCUGAGCCACCUGGAGCGCGAGAGGCUGGCGCUUGCUGGGCCUCAGAUGCGCCCAGAGCUGAGUUACGCCGAGAGAUUGACUGCGGAACGGCUUCAUGCUGAGAGGAUGGCCUCUGUGGCGACUGAUCCAGCCGCCCGGCUGCAGAUGCUCAACGUCACCCCUCAUCAUCACCAGCACUCUCACAUUCAUUCCCACCUGCACCUCCACCAGCAGGACCCCCUUGGUCAAGGUUCAAGUCCUCAUCCUCUUGUCGACCCACUGGCUGCCGGACCACGUUUGGCUCGAUUCCCCUUCCCUGGUGGCCCAAUCCCAAACCCCUUACUCGCUGAUCUCCCUCAUGAGCAUGAGAUGCUGCGCCAUCCACUAUUUGGAGCUGCAUAUCCUCGAGAGCUUCAGGGACCGAUUCCUCACAUGUCUGCCUCACAUCAGCUCCAGGCCAUGCAUGCUCAGUCUGCAGAGCUGCAGCGGAUGGCAAUGGAGCAGCAGUGGCAUCACCUGCACGGAGGCACUCUGCCAAGUCAGGAAGAUUAUUACAGUUUCUCAGAAGAUAUGAUAUAGUCAUUUUAUGGUCUAUGCAAUCAAGAAAACAGCUACUGAGUUAUCAGUUGUUCAGUUCUUGACUUCCUCCAUAUGGUGAAUAAGCCACAGAAGUUUGUUGCUAUGGAUGGUGUCUGUUGGAAGCUGGUUUCAAGCUUUUUAAUGGAAACUUGAGUGGAAGUAAAAAAUGUCAUUAAAAAGGUGCAGAGGCAACUGAAAAGCAAAGUCUGUCCAUGUACAGUACAGUAUAUAGACUUGGUACAUGGUUACAUGAAUUACUGUGAUGUAGGAAAGAGGCGAUCAGCCUGUGUUCCCUUGAUAUUCUAACCUUCUGAAUAAACAUGACUUUACGUUUUUAUUACCUGGAAACCAUAAAUAUCAAAAUCAACAAAAAAGAAUGCCUGAAACUAGUGUUUCAACAAAUUCUUAUCUUGGUAAUCAAUGUUCUAUUGAUUAUUUUAAGGAUCUAUUAUAAAAAUUAACACAUUCUGCAGAUUCUUAAUAAAUGAAAAAUAAAUAUUUUUUUGCAUAAAAUUCAAUAACAUAUUUCAGUUUGUUACAUGGAUGCAUCUGCAGCUACAAUAGGUACUUCUAACAUCAAGAUGUGAAAACCUCAGCCUAAGUCUAGGGCUAAACUGUUGACUCUUUUGAUUAACCAAUUAAUAAUUAGAUAGCAAAAGUUGCUUAUUGGAUAUUUUUCUUUUACAGAGUUUGAACCAGGUGAAGCUAAAGGUUUAUUUUCUCAAGUGCAAAAUGCAUAUAUUUUUGUUCAGUUUUAACUUAAUUACUGCUCUUAGUAUGUUGCUCCUACUGCAAAUAAUGGCCCCAUUUGAGGUUGUAUACUCUAGUAAACAAGUAAUUGAUCACUAAAUUAGUUGACAAUUAUUUCAAUAAUUGAUUCUUCAUGACUAAUUUGAUUAAUCGUUUCAGCUCUACUUGAAAUAUCACCCAAGGUUUCCCCCAGAAAACUUGCUAAGCCCGGUGGAUGGGCGCUAGGAAGGUCAUUCAUCCAGUGUCCCGUCGUGUUUUUGAGUUAAAAAAUGUUUAAAGUCACUUGAUAAUUAUUUUAAUGAGAGAUUGGAAGAUUAAUACCUGAACACCAACUA
This is a messenger RNA of Xiphophorus couchianus (Monterrey platyfish), 4701 nucleotides long. RefSeq names its product arginine-glutamic acid dipeptide (RE) repeats b (gene rereb). The coding region runs from base 143 to 3616 and encodes 1157 amino acids. The transcript is spliced from 17 exons. Gene Ontology annotation, molecular function: sequence-specific DNA binding; zinc ion binding; transcription corepressor activity. Gene Ontology annotation, biological process: regulation of DNA-templated transcription. Gene Ontology annotation, cellular component: nucleus. NCBI's taxonomy places the organism in Eukaryota, Metazoa, Chordata, Actinopteri, Cyprinodontiformes, Poeciliidae. The record is from RefSeq and is a predicted model, not a curated record.